AUGGAGAGCGAGGAGGAGCAGCACAUGACCACGCUGCUCUGCAUGGGCUUCUCGGACGCGGCCGCCAUCCGCAAGGCCCUGCGCCUGGCCAAGAACGACAUCAAUGAGGCCGUGGCGCUGCUCACCAACGAGCGGCCCGGCCUCCACUACGGCGGCUACGAGCCCAUGGAGAGCGGGCACGGCCCGCCGGGCGGGCACGGCUCCCCCGCCGGCGGGCAGGGCCCCCGCGGCGGCGACGGGGACGGCGGAGGCGGCGGGGGCGGCUUCGACCCUCCGCCCGCCUACCAUGAAGUGGUGGAGACCGAGAAAAAUGAUGAAAAUGGGAAUUGCUCUGGUGAAGGGAUUGAGUUCCCAACAACCAACUUGUAUGAACUGGAGAGCAGAGUUUUGACAGAUCACUGGUCCAUACCCUACAAGCGGGAGGAGUCUCUAGGCAAGUGCCUAAUUGCAUCCACCUACCUGGCAAGAUUGGGUCUUUCUGAUUCCGAUGAGAAUUGCAAGAGGUUUAUGGACAGAUGCAUGCCUGAAGCAUUUAAAAAGCUGUUGACAUCCAGUGCUGUUCACAAGUGGGGAACCGAAAUCCAUGAAGGAAUCUACAACAUGCUCAUGCUGCUGGUGGACCUGGUUGCAGAAAGAGUCAAACAAGAUCCUAUCCCUGUGGGCCUGCUUGGUGUGCUUACAAUGGCAUUUAAUCCUGACAAUGAAUAUCAUUUCAAGAAUCGAAUGAAGGUGUGCCAGAGAAACUGGGCAGAAGUCUUUGGGGAGGGGAACAUGCAUGCUGUCUCACCCAUAUCCACUUUUCAGAAGGAACCUCAUGGGUGGCUGGUGGAUCUGGUAAACAGGUUUGCAGAGUUGGGUGGAUUUUCAGCAAUUCAGUCCAAACUCAAUUCUGAAGAUAUUGAACUUGGGGCAAUCUCUGCAUUAGUUCAGCCAUUUGGAGUUUGUGCAGAAUAUCUUAACUCUUCUGUAGUACAGCCCAUGCUGGAUCCAGUCAUUCAUAAAAUGAUUAAAUAUGUACAGAAUGUAGAAGAGAAGGACUUGAAAGACAAGAGGCUGGUGAGUAUCCCUGAGCUCUUGUCUGGGAUCAAACUGCUGUGUAUGCGCUUCCAGCCUGACCUGGUCACGGCGGUCGAUGACUUGCGGCUGGACAUUCUGCUGCGCAUGUUGAAAUCCCCCCACUUCAGUGCAAAAAUGAAUUCCCUCAAAGAAGUAACAAAAUUAAUAGAAGACAGCACUGUGUCCAAGUCAGUGAAGAAUGCAAUAGACACAGACCGACUGCUAAAUUGGCUUGUGGAGAAUUCAGUCCUGUCAAUUGCUCUGGAAGGUAAUAUAGACCAAGCGCAGUACUGUGAUCGUAUAAAGGGAAUUAUUGAACUGCUGGGCAGUAAAUUAUCUUUAGAUGAGCUCACUAAAAUUUGGAAAAUUCAGUCAGGACAAUCUUCCACUGUGAUUGAGAACAUACAUACCAUUAUUGCUGCAGCUGCUGUGAAGUUUAGCUCUGAUCAACUCAAUCAUUUAUUUGUUCUAAUCCAAAAAAGCUGGGAGACAGAGAGUGACCGAGUGAGGCAGAAGCUGCUGAGCCUCAUUGGCCGCAUUGGCCGAGAAGCACGAGUGGAAACAACCACUGGCAAGGUUCUGGAGGUUCUUUGGGAGCUGGCUCAUCUUCCAACAUUACCGUGUAGUCUUAUCCAGCAGGCCUUGGAGGAACACCUGACAAUCCUCAGUGAUGCUUAUGCAGUGAAAGAGGCAAUCAAAAGGAGCUACAUCAUCAAAUGCAUAGAGGAUAUUAAGAGGGUUGGUUUAUUAUUUUAUCUUUUCCAAAAUGAGCUUUCCUGCUACCAGUCGUCCCAGCACAAUAAUCCUCAGUUUGUGUGGGUGGUGCCAGCCUUGCGUCAGCUCCACGAAAUCACGCGUUCAUUUAUUAAGCAAACUUACCAAAAACAAGACAAGAGCAUUAUUCAAGAUUUAAAGAAAAACUUUGAAAUAGUGAAGUUGGUGACAGGAAGCUUGAUAUCUUGUCACCGUUUGGCUGCAUCUGUGGCAGGCCCAGGUGGGCUGGUGGGAGCAACACUGGUGGAUGGCCGAUACACUUACCGGGAGUAUUUGGAGGCACAUCUAAAAUUUUUGGCAUUUUUUCUGCAAGAAGCCACCCUUUAUUUGGGCUGGAAUCGUGCCAGGGAGAUCUGGGAAUGCCUGGUAACUGGCCAAGAUGUUUGUGAGUUGGAUCGAGAGAUGUGCUUUGAGUGGUUUACAAAAGGGCAACAUGAUCUAGAGAGUGAUGUGCAGCAACAGCUUUUCAAAGAGAAAAUUCUUAAACUGGAAUCAUAUGAAAUUACUAUGAACGGUUUUAGUUUAUUUAAGACAUUCUUUGAAAAUGUGAACCUGUGUGACCAUCGACUGAAGAGGCAAGGAACUCAACUGAGUGUCGAAAAACUGGAAUUAAUAGGAAUGGAUUUCAUUUGGAAGAUUGCAAUGGAGUCACCAGAUGAAGAAAUUGCCAAUGAAGCUAUUCAACUGAUCAUAAAUUACAGCUAUAUUAAUCUAACUCCCAGAUUGAAAAAGGAUUCAGUAUCACUGCACAAGAAAUUCAUUGCUGAUUGCUACACACGAUUAGAGGCAGCCAGCUCUGCACUCGGUGGUCCAACAUUAACACACGCUGUCACAAGAGCUACAAAAAUGCUUACAGCAACUGCCAUGCCUACAGUGGCUACAUCAGUUCAGUCUCCUUACAGGUCAACUAAACUUGUAAUAAUUGAGAGACUGCUGCUGUUGGCAGAGCGUUACGUGAUAACAAUAGAGGACCUUUACUCUGUUCCCCGAACUAUUCUACCUCAUGGUGCCUCUUUCCAUGGACAUCUUUUAACCCUCAAUGUUACAUAUGAGUCUACCAAAGAUACCUUCACCAUAGAGGCUCAUAGCAAUGAAACUGUAGGAAGUGUCAGGUGGAAGAUAGCAAAGAUGUUGAAUUCACCUGUGGAAAAUAUACAGAUAUUUGCCAAUGACAGCCUGCUAACAGUAAACAAAGAUCAGAAACUACUCCACCAACUGGGCUUCUCUGAUGAACAAAUCCUUACAGUAAAAACAUCAGGAAGUGGGACUCCAUCAGGGACUUCUGCAGAUUCCUCAACCAGUUCCAGCAACAGCAGCAGUGUAUUUAGUUCAUCCUAUGCAAUGGAACAGGAGAAAUCCCUCCCUGGAGUCGUCAUGGCUCUCGUUUGUAAUGUGUUUGAUAUGCUUUACCAGCUUGCCAACCUGGAGGAGCCAAGGAUAACACUGCGAGUGAGGAAACUUCUGCUCCUGAUUCCCACUGACCCAGCUAUUCAGGAGGCUCUUGAUCAGCUUGAUUCCCUGGGAAGGAAGAAAACACUGCUUUCAGAAUCCAGUUCUCAGUCCUCAAAAUCCCCAUCCUUGUCUUCAAAACACCAACAUCAGCCCAGUGCCAGUUCAAUACUAGAAAGUCUUUUCAGAUCUUUUGCUCCAGGCAUGUCCACAUUCAGAGUGCUCUACAAUUUAGAGGUGCUGAGCUCCAAGCUGAUGCCAACUGCAGAUGAUGAAAUGGCAAGAAACUGUGCCAAGUCUUUCUGUGAAAACUUCCUUAGAGCAGGAGGUUUGAGUUUGGUGGUGAAUGUGAUGCAGAGAGAUUCCAUCCCAUCAGAGGUGGACUAUGAAACAAGACAAGGAGUCUAUUCCAUUUGCCUGCAGCUUGCAAGGUUCUUGCUGGUUGGCCAGACAAUGCCCACACUGCUGGAUGAGGAUUUCAUUAAGGAUGGGGUGGAAGCUCUGUCCUCACGGCCCUUCCGCAACGUGAGCCGGCAGGCGAGCAGGCAGAUGUCCAUCUGUGGAACUCCUGAGAAGUCCUCCUACCGCCAGCUCUCUGUGUCUGACAGAUCCUCCAUCAGGGUGGAAGAAAUCAUCCCAGCUGCAAGAGUUGCCAUACAGACCAUGGAGGUGAAUGAUUUCACCUCCACAGUGGCUUGUUUCAUGCGCCUCUCGUGGGCUGCUGCUGCAGGACGCCUGGACCUCGUGGGAAGUAGUCAGCCCAUCAAAGAAAGCAGCACUCUCUUUCCUGCUGGGAUUAGAAACAGACUUAGCAGCUCAGGAAGUAACUGCAGUUCGGGAAGCGAAGGGGAGCCCACGGCACUGCACGCUGGGAUCUGUGUGAGGCAGCAGUCUGUGUCCACCAAAGAUGCCCUCAUUGCUGGGGAAGCCUUGUCUCUGCUAGUAACCUGCCUUCAGCUACGUAGUCAGCAGCUAGGAUCUUUUUACAAUUUGCCUUGUGUUGCUGAUUUCAUCAUUGAUAUUCUGCUUGGAUCACCAAGUGCUGAGAUUCGUCGCGUUGCCUGUGACCAGUUGUACACCCUUAGCCAGACAGACACAUCAGCUCACCCAGAUGUACAAAAGCCAAACCAGUUCCUCCUAAGCGUUGUUCUUGGGGCCCAGCUGCCUCUUUGGUCACCAACCAGCAUCAUGAGAGGAAUCAACCAGAGACUUCUGUCCCAGUGUACAGAAUAUUUUGACCUGAGAUGUCAAUUACUGGAUGACCUAACAUCAUCAGAAAUGGAGCAGCUGAAGAUAAGCCCAGCUGCCAUGUUGGAAGAUGAGAUCACUUGGCUGGACAACUUUGAGCCCAACCGCACGGCAGAGUGUGAGACUAGUGAGGCUGAUAACAUCCUGUUAGCAGGACACUUGAGGCUCAUCAAGACUCUCCUUUCACUCUGUGGGGCAGAGAAGGAAAUGGUUGGUUCCUCUUUGAUUAAGCCGUUGUUGGAUGAUUUCCUGUUCCGAGCAUCCAGGAUUAUCCUGAACAGCCAUUCCCCAGCAGGCAGUGCUGCAAUCAGCCAGCAAGACUUCCAUCCAAAGUGCAGUACAGCAGACAGCAGAUUAGCUGCUUAUGAAGUGCUGGUAAUGCUGGCUGAUAGCUCACCCUCCAAUCUUCAGCUUAUUACAAAGGAGCUGCUUUCUAUGCACCACCAGUGUGACCCUGCACUCACCAAGGAGUUUGAUUACCUUCCACCAGUGGACAGUCGCUCCAUUUCUGGAUUUGUGGGACUGAAGAAUGGUGGUGCUACUUGUUACAUGAAUGCUGUUUUCCAGCAGCUGUACAUGCAGCCUGGUCUCCCAGAGGCCUUGCUUUCCAUUGAUGAUGAUACAGACAAUCCUGAUGACAAUGUAUUCUAUCAAGUCCAAUCUCUUUUUGGUCAUUUGAUGGAAAGCAAGCUGCAGUAUUAUGUACCAGAGAACUUUUGGAAGAUUUUCAAGAUGUGGAAUAAGGAACUUUAUGUUAGAGAGCAACAGGAUGCUUAUGAGUUCUUCACCAGUCUUAUAGAUCAAAUGGAUGAGUACCUCAAGAAAAUAGGAAGAGACCAAAUAUUUAAGAAUACUUUUCAAGGAAUCUUCUCUGAUCAGAAGAUCUGCAAAGACUGUCCUCACAGGUAUGAACGUGAGGAAGCCUUCAUGGCUCUCAACCUUGGUGUGACUUCAUGUCAAAGCCUGGAAAUAUCACUGGAUCAGUUUGUUAGAGGAGAGGUUCUGGAAGGAAGCAAUGCAUACUACUGUGAAAAGUGCAAAGAAAAGAGAACUACAGUGAAACGCACCUGCAUUAAGGUCUUACCAAGCCUGCUGGUGAUUCACCUGAUGAGAUUUGGUUUUGACUGGGAGAGUGGCCGUUCUAUUAAAUAUGAUGAACAAAUAAGGUUUCCCUGGAUGCUGAACAUGGAACCUUACACUGUGUCAGGGAUGGCUCGUCAGGACUCGUCCUCAGAAGUGGGGGAAAAUGGCAGGAACACAGACCAGGGAGGAGGAGGCUCCCCAAGGAAGAAAGUUGCCCCUACAGAGAACUACGAGCUCGUUGGUGUGAUAGUCCACAGUGGCCAGGCUCAUGCAGGACACUACUACUCCUUCAUCAAGGACAGGAGAGGAUGUGGAAAAGGAAAGUGGUAUAAAUUUAAUGACACUGUUGUUGAAGAAUUUGAUUUGACUGAUGAAACCCUGGAAUAUGAAUGUUUUGGUGGAGAGUAUAGACCUAAAGUCUACGAUCAAUCAAAUCCCUACCCUGAUGUGCGCCGGCGCUACUGGAACGCCUACAUGCUGUUCUACCAGAGAGUGUCUGACCAGAACUCUCCAGUCCUACCAAAGAAAAGCAGAGUCAGUGUCGUGCGUCAGGAAGCUGAGGACCUCUCCUUAUCUGCUCCCUCUUCACCAGAAAUUUCACCCCAGUCAUCACCUCGACCUCACAGGCCCAACAGUGACCGUCUCUCCAUCUUGACCAAGCUGGUUCGAAAAGGAGAAAAAAAGGGACUCUUUGUGGAGAAAAUGCCUGUGCGCAUUUAUCAGAUGGUGAGAGAUGAAAACUUGAAAUUUAUGAAGAACAGAGAUGUAUACAGUAGUGACUACUUCAGUUUUGUUCUGUCAUUAGCCUCCCUGAAUGCUACUAAGGUAAAGCAUCCCUAUUAUCCCUGCAUGGCAAAGGUGAGCUUACAGCUGGCAGUCCAAUUUCUCUUCCAAACCUAUCUCAGAACCAAGAAGAAACUCAGGGCUGAUACAGAAGAAUGGAUUGCCACCAUAGAUGCACUGCUCUCCAAAAGUAUUGAUGCUUGUCAGUGGUUGGUUGAGUAUUUCGUUGGGCCAGAGGGCCGGGAGCUUGUAAAGACUUUCCUCCUGGAAUGCAGUGUGAGGGAGGUACGAGUUGCUGUGGCCACUGUCCUUGAAAAAACCCUCGACAGUGCCUUGCUUUAUCAGGAGAAGUUAAAAACUCUACAUCAGUUACUGGAGGUGCUACUUGCUCUACUGGAUAAAGAUGUACCUGAAAACUGUAAAAACUGUGCUCAGUACUUUUUGUUAUUCAAUAACUUUGUACAGAAGCAGGGAAUAAGGGCUAGCAGUCUUCUCCUCAGACAUUCUGCCUUGAGGCACAUGGUCAACUUUCUCCUUGGCCCCAACAGGCAGAGCAAUCAGAACCGCAGGUGGAGUUCAGCACAGGCACGUGAGUUUGGGUAUCUUCACAACACUGUAGCACUGCUUGUCUUGCACUCUGAUGUCUCCUCACAAAGAAAUGUUGCUCCUGGUCUCUUUAAGCAGCGUCCACCUCUCAGCAUCACUGCUUCAGGGCCACUUCUGGCACUCCAUGAAGAAGUGGAAGCCUUGCUAUUCCUGUCUGAAGGAAAACCCUACUUAAUGGAGGUGAUGCACGCGCUGCGGGAGCUGACGGGGUCGCUGUCGGUGCUCAUCGAGAUGGUGGUGUACUGCUGCUUCUGCAAUGAGCACUUCUCCUUCACUGUGCUGCACUUCAUCAAGACUCAACUGGAAACUGCUCCACCUCAUGAACUGAAAAACAUAUUCCAGUUACUCCAUGAGAUCCUGGUUAUUGAAGACCCACUACAAGUAGAGCGCAUCAAAUUUGCCUUUGAAACUGAAAAUGGAUUAAUAGCCUUGAUGCACCACAGCAACCACGUGGACAGCAGCCGUUGCUACCAGUGUGUCAAGUUCCUGGUUACUCUGGCUCAGAAAUGUCCUACUGCAAAAGAUUACUUCAAGGAGAAUUCACACCACUGGAGUUGGGCUGUACAGUGGCUACAGAAAAAGAUGUCUGAACAUUACUGGGCUCCCCAGAGUAACGUGUCCAAUGAGACAUCCACUGCAAAAACCUUCCAGCGCACUAUUUCAGCACAGGACACUCUGGCCUAUGCCACAGCCCUGCUGAAUGAGAAGGAUCAGUCUGGAAGCAGCAAUGGGUCAGAAAGCAGUCCUGCCAAUGAGAAUGGAGAGAGGCACCUGCAGCAGGGCUCAGAGUCUCCUAUGAUGAUUGGGGAGCCUAAAAGUGACCUUGAUGAUGUUGACCCUUAGAGGAGAUCCCUGUGAACACAAGACCCAACUCAAACAUUCAGUGCCUGGUACCUGCUGGAGCUGGAGUCGUGUUGCUUAUGCCAUUGGAAGUCUGGGGGAGCAGUGGCUUUACAGGACCAGAGGAGAUGCUGGAGGAGGUUGUUUCCCUGAAAGAUAAAAGCAUUUUCUAGCCAUGAAGGCUUCAGAUCAACAAAUGCUCUAGAAAACUGCAUCUUCACCUGCAGUAGCUUGUGACAGUCCAAAACACCGAAACCAAGUUUGUCAAGAAGAUUUUAUCAAAUACACAAACGCUAGUGGUUGAAGUUUUAUGUGAACAUUAAAUGAGUGAAUGUAAAACUGUUGCUUUUCUGUGAUGCUGCAAAAAAAAUUCAUUUGGUUUUUAUACAGGAAAAAAAAAAAGAAACAGACUGCCCUUAUGUAUGGAGGGCAAAUUUUUAAUCUUUCUGAUAAUAUUGAAUAGGAAUAUUCAAAUUUCUGUAAAGAUGUGUGAUUACUUACAUUUCAUUGUAAAAUAUUAGUUAAAGAAUGGGUUUACAUUAAGGACUUCUGUAUUUAAUAUGUCUCCCUGCUAAUUUGUAAAGCUUGUGAUGAGAAAGAUCAGCAGGAUUCUCUGUAAGAAGAGUGAUUCCUUAGAGAAUGAUUUGGUAAAGAAGUUGUGGAAUGAGUCAUCUUUCCCAGUAUCUUUCCAAAAACCCUUCAGAGAACUGGGAAGGGCAGUAAAAGAAAAGCUUUGUUCUCUAGGUAUGCAAGCAUUUAUUAUUGAAGGAUGUUGGUGAAUUAAAAAAAAAAAAAAAGUUAAUGAGUAGUUUAAAAGAAAAAAAGCACUUUAAGAAGGAAUUCUGUUGCAGUUUUACUCAUUAAAUUUUUUAAACCUUUGGAGACAUAUUGAAUAAAAUGUAGUCUCAGUCAUGAAUCUGCAAUCACUUGCUUACGCUUUGAAAUUACUGAGAAAGUUGGUAUUGGUUGUAUAUGAUGAAUAAUUCCUUGAGUGAGCUGGGAACACUGUUGUGCAGAUUUUAUAGCAAUUUUAACACACGGAAAGAAAGAAUUGGCUUUCUGUUUUCACUUGACCAGGCAACGUUUAAAAGAUCACAGCUCUUUUAAUUUGCUCACAAAUAACUGGAAACCAGUUGGGAUGAUUUGAGCACAGUUUUGUUUUCUAUGUCAAGUGCAGUUCAGUGAUUUCUGGCUCUGGAUUCAAGCUUCUUUUGUGCCAACUAACUUCAUCUUUUGUACAUUUUGUGUUUGUCACAUUUUCUGCACUGCUUUUUGCCUUUAUUUAUGGAUUCUGCCUUACUUUAAAAAAAUUAUAUAAACAAACAUGCACAGAAACGGGGGACAUCUUAAGGAGUGCCUGGGUACCUCCAAAAUAGACAAAUUUGCCAAGUUAAAGGCACAACCAGCCAAAAAGUGCCUUUUUUUGUUUCUUUUCACACACUGCUGCCAAAACACGGAGCAGCAGACAGCUUUUCACUGUUGUGCACUAAUAUUGAAAGUAACCAGUCAUUUCACUGUUGGAAGUAACCAUGGGAUGUGAUGUCAGCUGUACAGCUUUAUAACUUAUUGUGGGGUAGGAGAGCCAGCAUCACAGAUUGCAGGGGGGCACCGUAGUCAAUCUCUCACUUUCCUUUUCCAAACAAUGUCUUCAUAGACACACGGCAGAGUUAGCAUUUUAUAAAUGUUUCUGAUGAUGUGCUGGGACAUUUUAAAUGUGACACGUUUGAAAUUAAUUUUGAACUAAUCAUUUCUUACAGACACCCCCUUCCUUCCUUCCUUCCCCCACCCCCAAAUGCUUUGGUAAUGGGUCAUGAAUCUUCCCAAGGAGUCAGUAUACAGUGGUGAUGGUGAUGGGAGGAACUGGUCAUGUUCUAUGGGUUGGCACCACUUGUCACUUCAGGUUCCUGUUAUUUCCUAUGGAAACAACAUCCUCAAUAGCUGCAGGCCCAGGGAAGCAUUGGUGGGAAUUCCAUCAGGAUGGCUUCAUCACCACUGUAUACUUGAAACCAAUACAAACUUUUUCACGGUUCUGCUCAUGCUUGUACAAAGUCAGUGGUUAUAAUUUGCAAUAAGAUUAUACUUGGUCACUUAUUUUUGUUUCCAGCUGCUGUCAUUUGAACCUGCUGAAGAUUAUUUUUUUGGAAAAUAGAGUUCAACAAAAAAAAAUCAAAAAAAAAUAGUUUUUGUGUAAAUUGUGAUGCAUUUAUAUGUUGUAAUUUUUACUGCCAAUCUUUUUGGAUGAAAAUGUUUUUAUACAGCUUACAAAAUGUUCAGUGAAGAGCAGCCACAGCCUGCCUGUGAGCACUCGGG
This is a messenger RNA of Cinclus cinclus, 10149 nucleotides long. RefSeq names its product ubiquitin specific peptidase 24 (gene USP24). NCBI's taxonomy places the organism in Eukaryota, Metazoa, Chordata, Aves, Passeriformes, Cinclidae. The transcript has 67 exons. Gene Ontology annotation, biological process: protein deubiquitination. The coding region runs from base 1 to 7842 and encodes 2613 amino acids. Gene Ontology annotation, cellular component: cytosol; nucleus. Gene Ontology annotation, molecular function: cysteine-type endopeptidase activity; protein binding; cysteine-type deubiquitinase activity. The record is from RefSeq and is a predicted model, not a curated record.